Didymosphaeria variabile is the source of this 1899-nucleotide messenger RNA. RefSeq lists its product as uncharacterized. NCBI's taxonomy places the organism in Eukaryota, Fungi, Ascomycota, Dothideomycetes, Pleosporales, Didymosphaeriaceae. The transcript is spliced from 3 exons. Gene Ontology annotation, molecular function: DNA-binding transcription factor activity, RNA polymerase II-specific; DNA binding; zinc ion binding. The record is from RefSeq and is a predicted model, not a curated record. Gene Ontology annotation, cellular component: nucleus. Bases 1 to 1899 code for a protein of 632 amino acids. Gene Ontology annotation, biological process: DNA-templated transcription.
AUGGCCAGCGCUGCUGGAGCACCCAUUCAAAGUCGCCCCUACCGUUCCCACAGAGUCCCAGCAUGCAUCCGCUGCCGGUCGCGCAAGAUCAGGUGCCAUAUCGACAUCCCCGGUGAACCGUGCUUAUCAUGUCGCGAACGCCGCCUGAAGUGCCAGUACGCGGAUAAGUCCAACGAUGGAUCGCCCGAAGACUCGAACGGCGGGGUGCGCACGCCGAAACGGCAGCGUUUGAAUCGGGAUGCGAAUGAUGAGGAUGAGGAGGAUAGGCCGAGGAGCGCGCCCGUGCUGCAUCGCCCAAGUAGUCAUCCCUCUGCGAGUAUCAUUCUUGCGCCGCAUAUUGCGGAAGAUGUUGACAUUCUCCAGAGACAUAUGUCUCAGCAUCGACCGCCGGAGGGCCAAGGAACGGAUUCAGGACAGUAUCGCACGCUGAACCAGGACACGGCUGAUCCCAUCGUCUACCUGACUGUGCCUCGUUUCCGGACCGGUUUGGCGCCAGAGCUGGGCGCUGGAAAAGAGCAGCUUGAGAUCCUGCAACAGUUGAUCGGUCCAUUUAAGAGAGAGGUCAUUGAUUUGUACUUCUCUUAUCUGCAUUAUGCGUUCCCCGUAAUGGAUGAGGAUGCAUGCUUCCAGUUGAGAAAGGGGCAACUCGAAAAGGUCAGCAAGAACUUAGUCUGCGUAGUAUUUGCGAAUGGGGCCUCGAACUGGUUUUUGAGCGAUACGUUGAAGAUGCAUCCGAAGCCGGAUCUGCAUUAUAUUUGGAACAAGGCAAUCAGUGCACUACAUGAAGAUUUCUUGAGCCCGAGCAUGGCCACGGUAAACGCCGCGGUAUUAGAUCAAAUUGGCCGUCCAUCAGUCUCGAUCAUGGGAAAUCUCACGCUAUGUGGGCGGACGAUAUCGCUGGCACAAACAUUUGGCCUGCACCGCGACCCUACAAAGUGGAAUAUCACCGAAACCGAGAAACACAACCGCAUACGCUCUUUCUGGGGCGUCCUCAUCACCGACUAUUGGAGCAGCAUAGCCUACGGCGUGCUCCCCCACAUCGGAAAACGCUUUUACGAUGUUCCUCUCCCAACCGUUGAGUCCCUUAUGCCCGUUCGAGCAACGCCCGCCCAGCGCUGCGCAACUAUUUCCUUCGUCCAUCUCUGUGCCCUCACCGAGCUGUUGGGCGACAUCCUCCCCCUCGUCUAUGAAAUCAAUCCCGAUCGCGCGACCCUGGGCGACACAGUCGCGCACCUGAAAAUCCAGCUCAAAAAGCUGGAAGACCAGCUCCCAGAAUGGCUGCCCCUCCCCAACAAGCCCGGCACCAGCAACCUAUGGUUCUGCUUUCUCUCCGUUCGCCUUCUCCUCAGCCGCGUGAACCUUCGCGCGGCAAUCUUAGCCGAUGACCUCGCGCUGGAGAAGUCCCGACUGGAUGAGCUACGGCAGGCGAGCACCGCGAUCCUGGACUACAUCUGCUUCCUGGGGCAGAGCCAGUUCCAGGACUUCUGGCUGCCGUAUGCAACGCAUUUGCUCGUGCACGCUGUGACAGUGAGCCUGAGAUGCGCGGUCGAGACGCAGAAUGUGGAGCAGCGGAUGGCAAGCGUGAGUACGCUGGAGAGAUUUACCGCACAUAUUCAGCAUGCGAGGGAUAAUUAUGAUUGGGAUAUCGCGAACUACACUCUCGAACGCUGCUCCGAGUCCGUAUCCAAAAUCGCCUCUCUAACUUCUCGUGGAUCUGCCCCGCCCCCAGAAGCCGUGCUCGUCAUGCCCGAGCGGCCUGGACUCAACGAGGCGCAUACGGGACCGGUCAUGGACGAUGCGAGUUUGUUGCUUAGCGAUCUGCUGGAUCCGAAUGCGUUUGAUUUUAGCUGGGAGGCGCUGUGGGAUACACCGAGUGGGAUGACGAACUUUGCGUUGUGA